Cooperia oncophora is the source of this 1182-nucleotide messenger RNA. Lineage: Eukaryota; Metazoa; Nematoda; Chromadorea; Rhabditida; Trichostrongylidae. The record is from the annotation of a GenBank genome assembly.
AUGACUAUUUCACAGGCCACCGCAACAGUAGGAACGAAGAGUCGAAAACGACGAAAACGAUCAGCUAGCAGCAAAACGGACAAAAAAGAUAAGCCUGAAGCCGUCGCUCCAGUGGAAAAAAGGGAAGAAAAGCCUAAAAGAGAGAAGGAAGAGUUGAAAGAGGAUGGGGGAAAAUCGCUUCAACAGAAACGUCCCAUUAGCGAUUAUGACAACGUAAAGUACACCACGGAAGAGUUAGGAUAUGAACGCCUUGAUACGGCCCACGAAAAACAAAUACAAGAAGAAAUUAAGAAAGCAGAAAAGGAACCUAAAGGGGUGAUCGAGACGCUGUGUCAGCAGGACAUUAUCAUGCAUGAGGGAAAGGAACAAAAAGAGCAGGGUACAGUACAAAAAGAAGCUGGUCGUUGUGCGAGUGAUACAAAGCUCAAGCAGGAGAAGGACAGUUCGAAACGGAGGGAAGACCAUGCGAAGGAUGAGGAAAAGAAAAUGGAGAAGAAAUCUGAAAAAUCUGUCCAGGAAAAGAAAAGAGAAAAGAAGCUGGAAAAGACAGAAGAAGAAAAGAAGAAAGAAAAGAAGUUGGAAAAAACAGAGGAAGAGAAGAAAAAGGAGAAAAAAGUGGAGAAGUCAGAUAAAGAAAGUAAAAGGCCCCCUGCAACAAUGAAAGAUGAUGUGAGGAAGGAAGUUGAAAAAGACGACAUCAAGGAUAAGGGAGAAAAGAAAGUGGCAGGCUUGAAAGAAGAGGGCAAGAAAGACGGAGAGGACAAAGAGCAAGCUAAGAAAAGAAGCAAAGAGGAAGUGACGAAGAAAGUGGAUUCAAAGGAAACUACGAAGAAGGAAGAAAGGAAAAAAGAGGGAACCGAAAAAAUGGAGGUGAAAGUGAGAAAAGCAGAGUCGACGGAAAAGCUCAAGAGCAUUGUCGUGAAGAAAGAGAAACAGACUUCAGAGCUGGUCGGAAAGGACCAGGGAGAUAAAGUAAAAAUGACCAAGGAGAAAGAACAAGCUGGAUUAUUGGAGAAAGAGAAAGCUAUCAAAGAAAGUCAGCAAAAACCUCAAGAAGCCAAAGAUCCAGACGUAGAUAAAAAAGUGAAGGCUAGCCCGGUGAGGAGAGUCCCCUCCAGGGAUGCAGAGGUCAAAAAAAGCGACACAGUCGUUCGAACGAAAAAGAGUGCAACGGGCAGGUGA